Helicoverpa armigera (cotton bollworm) is the source of this 1699-nucleotide messenger RNA. RefSeq lists its product as uncharacterized. The record is from RefSeq and is a predicted model, not a curated record. The coding region runs from base 155 to 1555 and encodes 466 amino acids. Lineage: Eukaryota; Metazoa; Arthropoda; Insecta; Lepidoptera; Noctuidae. The transcript has 7 exons.
CUUUCGCUCCGUAGAGUAAUCACUAUAAAUACAAGUGAUUUUUGUUCGAGUUUACAUUGCCUCACAGUCCGCUCAGCGGGGCCUACCUACCCCUCGCCUAAACCAAAAUAUAUCAAACAUUUGUGAAAGUAUUGGAAGUUCGACUGUAGCCAAAAUGAAGACCUUUUCAGCUGUAUUAUUAUGUAUGGGCACACUCUCCCUCGCCGCAGCAGCGCCCGUCGCCCGCGACAGCUCCCCCGUCGAAUAUGAAUACGACUACGACCACUCAGCUCAGCAGCAGCAACAACCAGCUCAGGAACCACAGGAGUCAGCCAGCCACUACGACGCAUACAUCCAGGACGUUAAAGCAGCAGCCAGCGGCGGCAACGGCGGCAAGAAGGGCUUCAGUCAAGGCAGUGGUCUCAGAACCAUCGCUCAAGGAUCAGCCAACCAAGCUAAAACUGCUCUAGGAAACCAGGCCGCCGCUGGUUACCAAGCUGCUUACGUCGCCAAGAAUACCCUUGCUCAAUCUGCUGCCCAAGCCAGUGCGACUGCUCAGGCAGCUUUAGCCGGUAAACAGGUGAUCCUGUCGGGCUUGGAGCAGCAGGUCAGAGAUGCGAAGGUUGGACUCCAGGGUGAAGAGAUGCAGCUGCAGCAGGCUAAGAGAGCGGCUCAGGCUGCCGCGAACGCUGCCCAGCAAGCUAUGCAUCAGGUGAACGUAAUCCAAGCCGCCUUGAACGCUGCGCAAGCGACAUCAGAAAACGCCAACGAGGCCGCCUCCCAGGCUGCAGGUGAGCUCGGAGCGCAGACCGCCAUGGUGGGAGCCGCCAGACAGAGGCUGCACGCACUCCAGGAGCAGCUCCAUGGAGUCAGGAUCGACUUCGAGGCUACUCAGGCGGCGGCAAGAAAGGCUCAGGCGGCAGCACAGCAAGCCCAGGCUAACGCAGCGGCUGCUGCAGCGAAGGCAGCAGCCGCCGGCCUCGGGGGACAGAAGGACUCGUCUCACGAAGAGUGGGCCAGCUCCGACCAGGACCCUAUUCAAGUGACCAGCGACCAACCCUUGCACAUCCAUGAAGAACCCGAACAGUUCAUCCCAGAACCCGAACCAUCUCACGCUAUCAUUGAAACCAUUGAAACCAACGCAUUCACACCAAAACCGCCCUCAUUCAGCCAAUCACCGCAUACGAAACCAAACCAGAUCGAACUAGAUAAAUCCGUAGAAUUCCAGUACCAGCCAUUCCAAUCCGCUGUCAGCCAGUUUACGUUCAAACCUAUUUCGACUAAGCCUGCAAAGCUAGUCGCUAAACAAGUUAAUAAUUAUGCAGCUAAUAAUGUAAAAUUAGCCGUUAAGCCCGCCAUUGCUAAGCCUACUAAAGUAGUUGCUAAACCUACCCAAGUAGUGAGUAAGCUUACCCAGUUAGUAAGUAAGCCUACCCAGUUAGUAAAUAAGCCAACUAAGGUAGUUCUUACGAAAUCGAAAGGAAAUAUAUUCCAAGAUGCUUACGUUAAUUUAGAUAGUUUUAACAAGGCCAACAGUCAGACUUAUGCGAAGCAAUUUGGAUUUUAUGGAUGGUAGUAGAAGAAAAUUAUAAGAGCACCAGCGAAAGAAGAGCAGAAGGCGGCUGAGCCCGAGGAAGAAGAGGAGGCCGAGGAAGAAGAAGAAGAAGAAGAGGAGGAUUGCGAAGAAGAGAAAAAGAAGAAAUAGAAAAACCAAAUAGUU